Molecule: messenger RNA, 915 nt
Organism: Penicillium angulare
Lineage: Eukaryota; Fungi; Ascomycota; Eurotiomycetes; Eurotiales; Aspergillaceae
Exons: 4
Coding region: 1-915 (304 amino acids)
Molecular function (GO): dioxygenase activity
Source: RefSeq, a predicted model, not a curated record
AUGGCUGUUGAUGCUGCCGUCGUCAAGAACGAAGACAAAUAUAUCCCCACGAUAGAUCUGCGAGAAUAUUUCGAUGUCAAUUCGGAGGAUCGGAGAAACAAGGUCAUUGAUCAAGUCCGUAAGGCAUGUUUAGAGCACGGAUUCUUCCAAGUUGAGGGCCAUGGAGUGCCAGUAGAGAGUCAGCGGCGAAUGUUCGAAGCAUGCAAAGCGCUCUUCGCACUCCCGCGGGAGAAAAAGACGCAGAUUUCCCUCUAUAAAUACUCAUGGCGACGCGGUUACGAGGGGCCUGGUCAGCAGCAGGCAAAUGAUCCUCACCAUGGAGACUUUCUACCAGACGCUAAGGAGGGGUUUUUCGUUGGAAAAGAGCUUCCGCUGGAUCAAGUCGAUUUCUUGAAGGGGCCUAACGUGUGGCCACCCGAGCUCGCAGAAAAUGACUUUCACCGACCUGUUAUGGACUAUUAUCAUCAUGCUCAUAAAGUUGGAUACAAAGUAAUGGAGAUUCUUGCUGUCAGUCUUGGGCAUUCUCCGUCAAUAUUGAGGGACUUUACCUCGGAUGCUGCUAUGUUUCUGAAGCUGCUGCGUUACCCAGCGCACACCUGGACCGACGAACGCAAGUUUGGCUCUGGUCAGCACACAGACUAUGGCGGCAUUACUAUUCUCCUUCAAGACCCAGGCAAGGAUGGGCUAGAAGUGUGGCACGAAGCUACCCACCAGUGGAUAGAGCUUCCCGCGUUAGAAGACAAAUUUGUCAUUAACCUGGGUGGUGAGCGGUACGCCGUGCCAGCAUUCUGGCAUGGUGACUUGGAUGCAAAGAACCCACUGGACCCGAGCGAUACAAGCGAGGAGACUGUUUUGGAAUUCAUUAAGAAGAAGUUCUAUAAGGGAUAUGGGUUGACAGAUGAGAAGCCAUCAUAG